GUUUCUCAUCUACAAACAUGAGCAAGGAAAUCUACUAUUCCGAUAAAUAUUACGAUGAAAAGUACGAGUACAGGCAUGUGGUGCUACCAAAGGAGCUGGUCAAAUUGGUGCCCAAGACACACUUAAUGUCGGAAGCGGAAUGGCGUUCGAUUGGAGUACAGCAGUCUCGUGGCUGGAUACAUUACAUGAUCCACAAACCUGAGCCGCAUAUUCUUUUGUUCCGACGACUUAUACAGCAGUGAACAUUCCAACGCAUC
Musca vetustissima is the source of this 257-nucleotide messenger RNA. Its product is annotated as cyclin-dependent kinases regulatory subunit-like. NCBI's taxonomy places the organism in Eukaryota, Metazoa, Arthropoda, Insecta, Diptera, Muscidae. Gene Ontology annotation, cellular component: cyclin-dependent protein kinase holoenzyme complex; SCF ubiquitin ligase complex. The transcript has a single exon. Gene Ontology annotation, molecular function: histone binding; protein kinase binding; cyclin-dependent protein serine/threonine kinase activator activity. Bases 18 to 242 code for a protein of 74 amino acids. Gene Ontology annotation, biological process: regulation of mitotic cell cycle. The record is from RefSeq and is a predicted model, not a curated record.